CACAUGACCACCGAAAAUUGUCAUGUGAUUGAAGGUGAAAAUUCAAGGAAGUGCUGGCGUUGACUGGAGUACGGACUCUCAGAGAUGGUCUCAACUGGGAUUUUCUUGCUGGCAUUUGCCGUAGCCAGUUCAGCACUAGAGAAUGGCUUGAUGAGGACCCCACCAAUGGGCUGGAUGGCCUGGGAACGCUUCCGCUGCAAUGUGGACUGUGAGAACGACCCCAAGAACUGCAUCAGUGAGGGCCUCUUUAUGGACAUGGCCGACAGGUUGGCGGAGGAUGGCUGGAUGGAGCUGGGCUAUGACCACGUCAUGAUCGACGACUGCUGGACCUCCAUGCAGCGAGACAAAGAUGGCCGACUCCAGGCAGAUCCGCACAGGUUUCCAGGAGGGAUUGCUAAGCUGGCACACUAUGUCCAUCAGCGGCGCCUUAAGCUGGGCAUCUAUGCGGACUUUGGCACGCACACCUGUGGGGGCUACCCUGGCACCACUCUCGACAAGAUUGAGACUGACGCGCAGACGUUUGCCAACUGGAAAGUGGACUACCUCAAAUUCGACGGCUGCUACUCCAGCGCAAAGGAACAAGAGAAAGGGUACCCGGCCAUGUCAAAGGCUCUGAAUGCAACAGGGCGCCGCAUUGGCUACUCAUGCAGCUGGCCAGCCUAUCAAGGUGGACUUCCUCCAAAUAUUAAUUACACGUUCCUGGGUGAAAUCUGCAAUCUGUGGCGUAACUAUGACGACAUUGAGGACUCAUGGAAGAGUGUUCUCAGCAUCGUGGACUGGUUCUUUGGCAACCAGGAUCAGCUGCAGCCAAUGGCUGGACCGGGACACUGGAACGAUCCGGACAUGUUGAUCAUUGGCAACUUCGGCCUCAGCCCUGACCAAUCCCGUUCUCAGAUGGCUCUCUGGGCCAUCAUGGCCGCCCCGCUCAUUAUGUCCAACGACCUGCGGACACUGACCAGCGAGGCCCGGGACAUUCUUCAGAACAAAGCCAUCAUAGCCAUCAACCAGGAUGUUUUGGGUAUCCAAGGCAGACGCCUGCUUCAGGAGAAGAGUCGUAUCGAGGUGUACUGGCGUCCUCUGGCUCGGUCAACCAGUGCUCUGGUGUUUUUCAGCCGUCGCUCAGACAUGCCUUAUCGCUACCAAACCAGCCUGGCCAGAUUCAACUACCCCGCCGGCCUCUAUGAUGUAUAUGAUGUCUUCACCGGGACGUGGAUGACUUUACCGUCGCAUGACACACCCUUUACAGUCUCAAUCAACCCCUCCGGGGUGGUCAUGUGGUAUGUCGCCCCCGCCACACUCCAGGAGGCGACUGGAGAAGCAGGGAGGUACCCCAACGUCCGGCACAAGUACAGAAUAUCUUCAUUAAAGCACCACCAGCCAGAAGGAGAGCGUCACUUUUUCCUUUGAGAGAAAAAAGCAGAAUUCCACUUUCAGUUUUCUUUUUCAAGAGAUCUUGUUUGUGGACACUGUAAAAAUUAUGGGAAAAAUAGACUUGACUUUUCAGAAACAAUUUAGUUUUUGCCUCAAUGAAGCACUUGCACUUGCAUUUUUACUCUUUAAUAAUAAAAUAAUUGUUAUUUUUAUUUUUUCAUUGUAAUGGCUGGUAUAUAACAAUAAAAGAAAAGUGUGAACUUG
This is a messenger RNA of Alosa alosa (allis shad), 1635 nucleotides long. Its product is annotated as alpha-N-acetylgalactosaminidase-like. Bases 85 to 1407 code for a protein of 440 amino acids. Gene Ontology annotation, molecular function: alpha-galactosidase activity. Gene Ontology annotation, cellular component: cytoplasm. NCBI's taxonomy places the organism in Eukaryota, Metazoa, Chordata, Actinopteri, Clupeiformes, Clupeidae. The transcript is spliced from 9 exons. The record is from RefSeq and is a predicted model, not a curated record. Gene Ontology annotation, biological process: glycoside catabolic process; glycosylceramide catabolic process; oligosaccharide metabolic process.